Molecule: messenger RNA, 3240 nt
Organism: Camelina sativa (false flax)
Lineage: Eukaryota; Viridiplantae; Streptophyta; Magnoliopsida; Brassicales; Brassicaceae
Source: RefSeq, a predicted model, not a curated record
UGUUGUUUUUUAUUUUCUGGGUUUGGUGACAUGUUCCUCAUCAGCUUGCUGGAGCUUCUCUCUUGAGACUCUUGUAGAUGAGAAGUUGAUGUUGCGUUUCUUGUGAACGUUAUAUCAAGUUUUAUCAAUUGUGUGUUUUGAAUCUAUUGUGUUUUGAGUUCUCUGUUUUACGUUAACAAUGGUAUCAGAGCAUCGUCUUUCCUCGGAAUCAAUGACAGAAGAGGAUGUGGCUCUUGUAACGGCGGAAUCAUUGGGGUUAAGAGUUAGGAAGAUUCGUCGGAGAAUUUCAUGGGAAGAGUUUAACGAGAGAUGGUUCAAAGGCCUUUGUAUGUUUUGCGAUGAAUUGGAAACUCCAGAUCACCAUCUUCUUCACAAGAAUUCAGGAAUUCUCAUUAUGAAUUGUGAUCAAGAUGAAGCGCUCGAUGAUGAAGAAUUGGUUGAAACUGAAGUUGCAACAAAAUUGAUUGAAAAUGAGGAUCGAGUAGUGAACAAUGAAGCAAACACAAAAGCGAUUUCAGCAAUUGCUAAAAAGAAUCGAUUCCACCAUUUCAGAUGGUGACAAAGGAGGAAUCAGUUGUGGAAUCUACUUGUGUUCAGCAUGCGAACUUGGUUUUACAACAUCAGGUUCCAAUUUCAUCUUUGGAACAUAGCCUUAAUUUCUGUAAACCAACUUUGGAUGUUUGUGAGGAGUUGUCAUACACAUUUGCAAUGGUGGGAAUCGAUCAAGUUCAAUUUCAAUCUGGUUUUGAAUGUGUAAAAGGCAAAGACAGUGCACACCAUAUGUUCGACAGAAUGCUUCUUAGGGGAUACAAAUCACAACAAAGGAAGAAACUGAGUUUGUUUCCUAAGUUCUGGAAGUUCAAGUACAAAGAAGUCAAAUUGUUGCGACUUCUACCACAAACUGAACACUAUAAUCUCAGGGGAGGAAUGAUUAUCAAGCAACUUCAUGAGAAUAGUCCAGUGUAUUAUGGUGUUGAUCAAAAGACAGGGUAUGAGUUAGACAUGUUUGGUUGGGACUAUAUGAAGCGAGUAACUCCGGAUUAUAGCAAAGUGAAGGGUAUGUGUGAAGUGACCGAGUUCGAAGGAAUCAAGUCAAGAGGAAAAUUCACUGGUUUUGUCUUAGUAGUGGCUGAUUGCUAUGAACAACCAACAGGUGGAAAAAAUGGUGCAGAUCAUGGAUGUUCAAAUUCAGAAAAACUAAGAACAAAGAAGAACACAAACCUGGUUAAAUCUUGGAUGUUCAAAUUUAGAAAAAAGAAGAGUGGUGAAGGUCAUGGAGAACAAUCUGUACAUGAUCGGAUUAUACUGGUGCAAGAGCAGCUGUUGCAAACCAGUUUGUUCAUUCAAGGACUCAUGCAAAAUAGAAAGACCAAGUUUCUCAAGCAUUGGUUGUUCAGAAGUGAUUGUUUCAAGAAAGAUGAUCUGUUGUAUCAUGAAACACUUCAAAUAUGGCCAUUUAUCAGAUUCAAGUUCUGGAAGUUCAAAUUCUUGAACAGAAAUUUGCAGAAAACCGGUUUACCAAUAGAGAAGGAUAUGGGAAACCAAGAUGAGAUGUUCAUUGUGAUGAGUGUAUUCUUGCUGUUGAAUGGAAUGGAUCAUUCUUUCAGUGAUAAGGUAUUGAUCCAGCUGCUGGAAUGGGGAGAUUGUGCAGAGGAUUGGACUCAAAAAAUGUCUGUUGUCAUCUGUUUUAUCUUGAGGAAAUAUUUACACUUGAGUUUUGAUUGUGAAGAACAUGUGUUAGCUAGACCAAAGAGGAAUCAUGGUCUUUCUCUUGGAUUGCAGACAAGGUGUUUCACACAUUAUGCAGCAACCGGGGAUGUACAGAAGAUUGUGGGCAAUGUGGCUCCUAAUGUUGAGAGGUUCCAAAUCAAACACAAAUGGCGAUUUAAACUCUUGCCAUCAAUCUUAGAGCUUAAUAUUGAGUGUGGGGUUGUUUACAACUAUAAGAACCAGCUAAUCUCUAUAGCCUUCAAAUGGAGUAUACAAUGGCAGUUUCCUUGUCAAAUCAGUAGUCCAUUCACUACCAAACCUUGAGGUCAAGGUUUCUUGAAAGGGGAGAUUUGAUACAGGAAAUGAGAUGAAUGGCUCAUGUGGAAGAAAGGGUGACACGUGGAGUUUAAUGGUUGGUGGAAGUGAGGAAAAAUAUGUGGAGCUAUGUGAUCGGAGCAAGCAGGCUUUAAGAGGGAACUAUUCAUCAUCAUCUUCAUUAUGCAAAAACAGAAUCUGAGAAUUGUAGUUUGUUUUAUCUUCUUCUUCGUUUCUUCUCCGUGUGAGACUAUGGUGUUGUACUCAUCUUGAUUGAGAUCUCUCCGUAAGAUCUUUGUCAUUUGAGAUAUCGGCUUGCGUUUUAUGAACGUUAGCUCGAUUGGUUACAGUAACGAUUUGAAUUGAAGUAUUGGUGGUUUUUUUCUUUAUCAAAGGUAUCAGAGCAUUGAAUUGUUCAAUAAAUUCAAUAAAAGGUAUUAAGUAUUGUAUUCUCCAAUCAUGUACCGGCCACCUUAACGAUUGUAUUGUCCACAAUAAAUUGUUCAUCAAGUGUAAACUGUUGCAGGCAUUGUAAAAUUGGUAUUUGUUGUUCCUUGCAAUCUUUUGUGUCAAACAAAAAUGCCUCUGCUUGAUAUUCCCUUCUUGAUAAGCUGUACGACACUUCAUGCUGCAGCAGAACAAAGAGACAACACAAGCACAUUCUGAACUUCAAUCUCCAAUAACGCCACACCGCCAAAUACUCUGCAAUUUUGUGCAUGGUCGGAGAGUUGUUCUGCAGGCCUGCCCUCAAGAGAGGUUGUUUUGCAGCCACAUUCAGAAAUGGAAAACUCCCAGGCCCAUCAUCGCUUGAAUUCUGCAUCAAUCCUAAGAAUUCAUACGCCUUACAAUCCCAAGGACUGACCAAAUUCAACAACACCAUCCCCGAAAUUGAUUGUAGGAACCCAAAUCCCCCUUUGUUCGUCAACUGUAGCAGCACCACUCCGCACCCCAGCUGUUGUACUCCAAACUGUGCCAGAAUCCUUUGAAAAUUCAAAUCUUUGAACCUGAAUUUCCAAGUCUUAUGAAACUUAGGUACCUUCCUUUGCAAAUUCAUAUGGAUGACACAAAAGAGAAACUGACAAGGCAGCUUGUGAGCAAUAAAUUUCAUUUCACCAACAACAACACCAAAAGCAGUUUGGGCAACAUCAAUAACAGAAUCAGAUUGUAAUUUCACCAAGAGAUGCACAAACUCUAUCAAGGCAACCACUUCUGAUA